AUCAUGCAGCAGGAACAUUUAUUUAAAGUUCUUGUGAUUGGGGAUCUGGGUGUUGGAAAAACAUCCAUCAUUAAGCGUUAUGUUCAUCAGAUCUUUUCUCAGCAUUACCGCGCUACUAUUGGAGUGGAUUUUGCUCUGAAAGUGUUAACCUGGGACAAUCAGACAGUGAUCAGACUGCAGUUAUGGGAUAUUGCUGGUCAGGAGCGCUAUGGCAACAUGACACGGGUGUACUAUCGUGAGGCUGUGGGAGCUCUGAUUGCUUUUGACGUGACCAGAUCAUCCACUUUUGAUGCGGUACUGAAAUGGAAAGAUGAUCUGGAUACAAAGGUGACUCUCAGCAAUGGCAAACCAGUGCCAGCUGUUCUGUUGGCCAAUAAGUCUGACCAGUCGAAGGAUGGCCUGUGUUCCAACCUUCCCAAGCUGGACACAUUUUGCAAAGAAAAUGGAUUUGUGGGCUGGUUUGAAACAUCUGCCAAGGAGAACACCAACAUCGAAGCAGCAGUCAAAUGUCUGGUUGAACAAAUACUGGUACAUGAAGAAAGUACAAUCAGUGACUCAGAUCCAGACACAGUGACCCUGUCUGGCAAUAAUAAUACCAAGGAUCGCACCCAAACCACGUGCUCUGCAUGCUCCAAAUAAACAAAUAAAAUAAACUUAAUGGUGAGCAGAAGCAGAA
Molecule: messenger RNA, 676 nt
Organism: Trichomycterus rosablanca
Lineage: Eukaryota; Metazoa; Chordata; Actinopteri; Siluriformes; Trichomycteridae
Gene: rab38c
Product: RAB38c, member of RAS oncogene family
Exons: 3
Coding region: 4-639 (211 amino acids)
Biological process (GO): phagosome-lysosome fusion; endosome to lysosome transport
Cellular component (GO): Golgi apparatus; trans-Golgi network; lysosome
Molecular function (GO): GTPase activity; GTP binding
Source: RefSeq, a predicted model, not a curated record